Molecule: messenger RNA, 2547 nt
Organism: Thlaspi arvense
Lineage: Eukaryota; Viridiplantae; Streptophyta; Magnoliopsida; Brassicales; Brassicaceae
Source: the annotation of a GenBank genome assembly
AUGAUACGCUCAAAGCAAAUCAGUAACCUUACAAGUACAGCGAGAUCCUAUUUUCUUAGUGGAUCGAGAACAAGUGCAGCUGAUGGGAAUCCUUGUGCAUACACCGAUGAUGAAACCUGUGUCUCGAGACGUCAACAACUUAGGAAGGAAGCUGCACAGACUGAGAAACGACCAUCCAGUAUUGUCCGUAACCCUUCGUUAGUUGGAAGUAUAUUGCCUGGAGAGGUAUGUAAACCGGUGGUUCCAAAGAAGGUUGAUGAUUUCGUUCGGCCAUCUCUAUUGCCACAGCAUGUUUCUUCUUCUUCUUCGAGUAAAUCACAUUCGGUUAAUUAUGCAUCAACCAUCGUUAGAGACGAGGAAGCUUCUUCAGAGCCUAUUGGGGAUCAGAUUAUGAGGGCAGGUAUUGUAGCGGUAAAUUUUCUGUCAGAUUUAGCGAAUUGUAAGAUUCCUUCUUCUGAUGGAGGGAGUGAAGCAUUCGGAUUCCCGAAAAGCUGUAUGGUGGAUCCAACUCGGCCUAUUACAAGUGUCAAGUCUUCGAAUGUGAAAGCUAUAAGAAGAGAGCACUUUGCCAAAGUUUACCCUAGACCAGCUUCAAAAGAGUCUUCGAUGGGUAAGAUUAGAAACCCCAGUAGCAACUUCCGAGGUGCUAAGGAAGCUGAACGAGCUGGAUUUGUUAAAGGACUCAAACAAGUUUCAAUCCCGACAGCAAGUAACACGCCAGGCAAGAAGACAAGCCUGUUGCAAAAACCCGGUAUUGAUUCGAACAGGUUUGUGGCAAGCGGUUUCAGUAAAUCCUCAGCCGAAAUGAUGAAAAUGCAUUCAGGGACUGCUCUGACAUCGAGGCAGUACUGUAACAGCGGAUACAUUGUGGAAAACGUUUCCAGCGUUCUGCGUAGAUUCAGGUGGGGCCCUGCUGCUGAAGAGGCCCUUCAGAAUCUCGGCUUGAGGAUGGAUCCGUACCAAGCAAACCAAGUUCUUAAGCAGAUGAAUGACUAUGGAAAUGCUCUUGGUUUCUUCUACUGGCUCAAAAGGCAACCUGGGUUCAAGCAUGACGGGCACACUUAUACCACCAUGGUGGGUAACCUCGGCCGUGCUAAGCAGUUUGGUGCAAUAAACAAGCUCCUCGAUGAGAUGGUUAGAGAAGGAUGUCAGCCAAAUACGGUUACGUAUAACCGACUUAUCCACAGCUAUGGCCGUGCCAAUUACCUGAAUGAAGCUAUGAAUGUGUUCAAUCAAAUGCAGGAAGCUGGAUGCAAACCUGACCGGGUAACUUUCUGUACCCUCAUAGACAUUCAUGCUAAGGCUGGGUUUCUCGACAUUGCCAUGAAUAUGUACCAGAGAAUGCAAACAGCAGGUCUUUCUCCUGAUACUUUUACUUACAGUGUCAUAAUAAACUGUCUUGGCAAAGCUGGACAUUUACCUGCUGCACACAAGCUCUUCUGUGAGAUGGUUGAUCAGGGCUGUACUCCUAACUUGGUCACUUACAACAUCAUGAUAGACCUGCAUGCCAAAGCAAGGAACUAUCAGAGCGCGUUGAAGCUUUACCAUGACAUGCAAAAUGCAGGGUUUGAGCCUGACAAAGUGACGUACAGCAUUGUGAUGGAGGUGCUUGGACACUGUGGACAUCUCGAGGAAGCAGAGGCUGUUUUCACCGAGAUGCAGCGUAAGAACUGGAUCCCUGAUGAGCCGGUUUAUGGUCUUUUGGUGGAUUUGUGGGGAAAAGCUGGUAAUGUGGAAAAGGCGUGGCACUGGUAUCAGGCAAUGCUUCACGCUGGUCUGCUACCUAAUGUUCCCACUUGCAAUUCCCUUCUUAGUACCUUUCUUAGGGUUAACAAGAUAGCUGAAGCGUAUAAGUUAUUACAGAACAUGCUGGCUCUUGGUCUACGGCCCUCUUUGCAGACAUAUACGUUGCUCUUGAGUUGUUGCACAGACGGUCGGUCGAAACUUGACAUGGGUUUCUGUGGGCAGCUAAUGGCAAGCACGGGUCAUCCCGCACACAUGUUUCUCCUCAAGAUGCCACCUGCGGGUCCAGAUGGGCAGAACGUGCGGAAACACGUGAACAGCUUCCUGGAUCUCAUGCACAGCGAGGACAGAGAGAGCAAGAGAGGACUGGUGGACGCGGUGGUUGACUUUUUACACAAGUCAGGGCUGAAAGAAGAGGCGGGAUCUGUUUGGGAAGUUGCAGCACAAAAGAACGUGUUUCCGGAUGCGUUGAGGGAGAAAAGCAGCAGCUACUGGCUUAUCAACCUCCAUGUGAUGUCAGAGGGAACUGCGAUAACGGCGCUGUCUAGGACGCUCGCUUGGUUCCGUAAGCAGAUGUUAGUCUCGGGAUCUUGCCCUUCUAGGAUUGAUAUAGUUACUGGUUGGGGAAGACGUAGCAGAGUGACUGGUACAUCAAUGGUGAGACAAGCAGUUGAAGAGCUGCUCAACGUCUUUGGCUCACCGUUUUUCACGGAGAAUGGAAACUCUGGUUGUUUCGUUGGAUGUGGUGAGCCUCUCAACAGGUGGUUGCUUCAGUCUUAUGUUGAGAGGAUGCAUUUGCUGUGA